This is a messenger RNA of Colletotrichum karsti, 1320 nucleotides long. RefSeq names its product NUDIX domain-containing protein. Gene Ontology annotation, biological process: coenzyme A catabolic process. The record is from RefSeq and is a predicted model, not a curated record. Lineage: Eukaryota; Fungi; Ascomycota; Sordariomycetes; Glomerellales; Glomerellaceae. Gene Ontology annotation, molecular function: acetyl-CoA hydrolase activity; coenzyme A diphosphatase activity. The transcript has 3 exons. Bases 1 to 1320 code for a protein of 439 amino acids.
AUGACCCUCGCCUCCGCGCCGGACCCAACCUCUCCCCCGUCCUUCUCCGAAGACGCAGCAACAACCACGACGACGACGACGACUACAUCCAACACGACGACUCCAGCCCUGCAGCAAGAAGACGCCACGCCACCGACGGACCAGGAAGUCCACGAGAUCACCGCCCACAUCGCCUCAGCCGCCAAGAACCCGCCCGCCGCUACGGCUGCAACGUCAGCAGCAGCUGCUGCUGCUGCUACUGCCGCCGCCACCGGCGUUACUAACGAAGACGACGCCGCCGACAACGGGGUCCUGAUCCUUGGGGACCACGACGACGACUUCCAAGAGGUUACGAGCUACUGGGAUGCUGAGGCAAUGGCUCCCCUAAACGCUGUAUCUGCGGCGGCCAUCGCGCGGCUGCGCCGCUACAUCCCGCCGCCCUUCCCCCUCUGGGACCGCCUCCCCGUCAGCCGCCGCGCCGCGGUCCUCAUCCUCCUGUACGCCGACCGCCGCGGCGACCUCCGCGUCGUCAUCACCAUGCGCGCCGCCAGCCUGCGGAGCUUCUCCGGCCACGCGGCCUUCCCGGGCGGCAAGGCGGAUACCGUCGAGGAGACCCCGUACGAAAUAGCCCGCCGCGAGGCGUGGGAGGAAAUAGGCCUCCCCAUGGACGACGCCCGCAUCCCCAAACCCUUCAAGAUCGAACCCCUCUGCUACCUCCCCUACAACCUCGCCCGCACCGAGCUCGUCGUCCGCCCCUGCGUCGCCUUCCUCCACGCCGACGAGGAGCCCGACGAGCACCCCAGCCCCCUCGUCGAGGAGCGCAUGAUCCCCCGCCUCGACGCCAAGGAGGUCGCCGCCGUCUUCUCCGCCCCCUUCCAGAACUUCCUCCGCGCCCGCGACCCCGAGAAGCCGCACGGCAGGGCGCCGCUGCCGCCCGGUCACUGGUACGACGGCAACUGGAUCCAGUGGAAGGAGCACCCCUGGCGCGUCCACAACUUCUACGUCCCCGUCGACGACCAGCGCGUCACCACGCCCGGCAACGCCAUGGAGGCCGACCACCCGCAGAGCAACCUGGCGGAGAGGCUCGAGGAGGAAGGGGAGAAGGGCGGGCGGUUCAAGGUGUGGGGGCUGACGGCGCACAUGCUCGUCGACGCGGCGCGCAUCGCGUACGGCAAGGACCCCGAGUUCGAGUGCAACCCGCACUUCGGGGACGAGGAGAUCAUCCUGCAGGCGGAGAAGGAGGGCAGCCUCGUCGACAAGAAGAGGAAGAGGGAUGAGGUCACGGCGGGGUCGGCGGCGACGGAGGAGAAGAAGGAGAAGACGGAGCCCGCCAAGAUGUAA